Molecule: messenger RNA, 4997 nt
Organism: Fopius arisanus
Lineage: Eukaryota; Metazoa; Arthropoda; Insecta; Hymenoptera; Braconidae
Gene: Gcn2
Product: eukaryotic translation initiation factor 2 alpha kinase Gcn2
Exons: 3
Coding region: 31-4935 (1634 amino acids)
Biological process (GO): DNA damage checkpoint signaling; regulation of translational initiation by eIF2 alpha phosphorylation
Cellular component (GO): nucleus; cytoplasm
Molecular function (GO): eukaryotic translation initiation factor 2alpha kinase activity; ATP binding; protein binding
Source: RefSeq, a predicted model, not a curated record
UGGAGGGGGUGUGGGGGGUUUUUUGGCAGAAUGUCUGGUGAAUCGUGCAAGGACAGGCAGAAUAAUGAAUUUGAAGUACUUAAGUCAAUCUACGGAGAUGAGCUGCGAGACCUGCGUCGCGGAAAGCCGCACCGAAGAUGGCAUCCUCUGGACAUAUCGAUGACGUUGACCCCCCAGCGAGGAAUGUCCGGACCGAUGGAGGUACACGCGCAAAUCGACCUGCACACGAUAUGCAACGAGAAUUACCCGAACCACAUCCCCUCGAUAAAAUUGAAGAACAGCCGAGGUCUCUCUAACCACCAGAUCGCGAUCCUCUCGUCGGAGCUGGAGGCUCUGGCAAAGCGCCUGAAAGGCGAGGUAAUGAUCCUCGACCUGGCACAGCACGUGGAAAAAUUCCUCCAUGAGAACAACAAGCCAGGCUACAGCUCCUUUUACGAGGAGAUGCUGUCACGCCACCAGGAGAAGUCCAAGCAAAUUCAAUCGGAGAUGAAAGAGAAGCAAUUGAAAGAGGACAAAGAGCGACAGCUCCUCCAGGACGAGAUCCUGAAGCGUCAGGAGGCACUGAAGGCAGAGGUGCGAAAUCGUAAGGACACGAAUCAUCGAUCAGACUCGAUUAUCCUCUCCCAAUCGAUACCCUCGUCCCCAGGUGAACGAGUACGCACGUACUCUCGAAGACGUUGUAUGAGUACCUCCGAAUCUUCCGAGAGUAAUUCCCUGUGUGAACACCGUGGCACAAAACUCCUGCACUUUGACAAUAAUCGUGGUGAACGUCAGGUGCACAGAGGCAAGUGCCUGGGGCACAGUCUGAAGGGCUCAGUGGUGUACGCAGGUGUCGACAUGAUCACUGGUGAACUUCUAGCGAUCACCGAGUGGUCCUUAAAGUGUGGUAGCACUGGUAGUCAGGACCCAGACGACACACCCAACGAAACAACUGAUCUCCAGCACUCGAUGAAGCAAAUAGCCAGUAUCGAGCAGGAGCUCAAUCAUCUCCAUCGUCUCCAGCAUAUGAAUCUCGUGAGAUACCUGAACAUGAAGUACCAGCCGAGCAAGGACAACAUUCUUAUUUAUAUCCUGGAGGAGUUCGUGGUGGGUACGACGUGCACUUUUUUCCUCUCUGAGAAUAUACCAGUGGCUGUUGACAUCCUCAGGCACAUAGCUAGUGGAGUUCUCUCAGCUCUCGAGUUCCUCCACACCAACAACAUCGUCCACAGGGAUCUGAGGGACUCCAGCAUUCACAUCGACAGGUGUGGAAUGGUCAAGGUCUCCGAUUAUUCCCUCAACAAGAGAUUGUCUGAUAUCUAUCAGUCGAGCUGUCUAGCCAAGGCUGAACACGAUUUUCCUACGAUUCAAGGUCGUGGUGGUAAGAAAUUAGAUAUCUACAGGUUCGGGAUAAUUUUAUUGUCUCUAUUUAAGGGGACGAUUAUCUCGGAGAAGGAGCAGACGAUCGAGUGGUCGACGAAUUUACCUGGGGAACUUCGUGAUUUUCUUUCGCGAUGUCUGAAUAAUAAUGAGAGAUCCAGGUGGUCUGCUGAGCAGCUUCUGCAGCACAGCUUCAUCAGGACACCUCUGGAGAGGGGUCUUGCCCCUCCGAAAACACCUCGCGGGCACGAGCAGGAGGAGGAGCCCGAGGAGCCCGCCCAGGAUGUCAACAUGUACCUCCCAGCGACUCUCAAUAAUUCUAGGAUUCAAAAUGAGUUUGAGGUACUCAAGUGGCUGGGAAAAGGGGCCUUCGGAGAUGUCAUCAAGGUCAGGAAUAAAUUGGAUGGGGGAAUUUAUGCCAUCAAGAGGAUCCCCUUGGACGCCAAGAAUAAGCAGCUGAAUAAAAAGAUCACGAGGGAAGUGAAAUUACUCUCGAGGCUCAAUCACGAGAAUGUCGUGAGGUACUAUAACUCCUGGAUCGAGUCAGCAAUCCUGGAGGAUGCACUGUCCUCCAGGGACACCACCAGGGAUACCACCAGGGAGACCACCCCAAAUAUCUCUCCCCCAGGUGUCGACCUCCACAGAAUAAUCAACAAAAAUCACGUGAACAAUAUGAAUUUCGAUGCUGACAUCGUCGAGGAGCUGGUGCCACCUAUUCACGAGGUCGAGUGGAGUCUCUCGUACGAGUCAAGGGCAUCAGUAGCCAAGUCAAAUGAUUCCGAGGAAUCCGACACCGAGAGCGAGAGCGACGACGACGAGGGCUGGGGAUUCUUCCUGGGGACAUCCCUCAGUACAGAUUCCUCCGACAGCAUCGAAUUCGAGAAAGACACGACCCAGGAGGGUACGUCCGAUUGUGAGAGUCCCGAGGAUCAUGGCGAGAUGGAGCAAUCGAUCAGGAACGAGACUGAGACUGACUCCUCCAAGGAAAUUCAAUUCAUGUACAUUCAGAUGGAGUUCUGCGAGAAGAGCACCCUGAGGACAGCCAUCGACAAUGGCCUCUUUGAGGACGAGGAGAGGGUGUGGAGGCUCUUUCGAGAGAUCGUCGAGGGAAUAGUACAUAUUCAUCAGCAGGGAAUGAUUCACCGGGAUCUCAAGCCUGUUAAUAUCUUUCUGGAUAGCAACGAUCACGUGAAAAUUGGGGAUUUUGGUCUUGCCACUAUCGAUACAAGGACACCGAGUGAGAGGCGAGUCCAGGUAAUUGAGAAGUCAAUGACCUUCGAGACUGACGAGCCAUCCUCGAUGACUGGAGAGAUUGGCACUGAGCUCUACACAGCCCCUGAGCUCAAUUCCAAAACAGCAAAGGCAAUUUACAAUCAAAAAGUCGAUAUGUACAGCCUUGGGAUCAUCCUCUUCGAGAUGUUCUGCCUGCCCUUGGCGACUGGCAUGGAGAGGGUCAAAGUACUCUCGGACGUGAGGACAAAGGAUAUCGUUCUACCCCACGAUUUCAUGGAGAAUGUCAAGACAAACGUUAUUAAUCUUCUUCGUUGGCUGUUAAAUCAUGAUCCCAGUCAGAGACCCACGUCCCAGGAGUUACUCUCAUCGGAAUAUUUACCACCACCUCAGCUCGAAGAGGCAGAGCUCCAGGAGAUGGUGAGGCACACAUUGUCCAAUAAUCAGAGCAAGGAGUACAAGUACCUGAUUGCCUGCUGCUUCAGUCAGGAAGUAACACCUGCUGAAUACAUAACUUAUGACACCAAUCUUCUACCACCGAAGAACAACUUCUCCCUCAUGAAGACUGAUCUCCUCCGGGAGUACGUUAAAUCGAAAAUCGUUGAGGUAUUCAGGAAACAUGGGGGAAUGAAUGUCACGACACCCCUGCUGAUGCCAAAAUCAGCGAAAUUCCAGUACAACCAGAUGGAGUCAACGGUGAAACUCAUGACGAGGUCUGGAAAUAUCGUGUCAAUACCCUCUGAUCUUCGUGCACCAUUCGCCAGAUAUGCAGCCUGGAACAACAUCCUCCACAUGAGGCGAUACGCCAUCGAGAGGGUCUACCACGAGAAAAAAGUUUACGGUUUUCACCCCCGGGAAUUCUACGAGUGUGCAUUCGACAUUAUCAGUACAUCAGUGGAUUUAAUGGCUGAGGCUGAGCUCAUCUACAUCGUCUGGGAUAUUUUUAAUCAACUGCCAGAGCUCCGAGAGAGAAAUUUCACUGUUAGAAUUAAUCAUACGUCACUGCUCCAGGCUGUCCUCAUGUACUGCGGCAUCGAGCCUGAGAAGUAUCAGGAUAUUUACACGAUUCUUUACGACGCCAGGGAGGGGAAAUUCUCCAAGUUUCAGGUGCAGACCCACCUCAUCAGCUUGUGUUUAACGGAUCAGGCGAUGUCGACCCUAUCGAAUUUAUUCGACACCGAGAGCUCAGUGGCAAAAAUAUCGAGUGUCCUGAAGACCAUCACCAAGAGGAAAGGCACUGAUGCUGCUAUUCUCGCGAGAGAGGGACUCAGGGAAAUUGAGACUGUCGUAUCUAAUGCCGAGGCACUUGGUGUCAGGUGGCAGAUUAUCGUGGCACCUCUCCUGGUGCAUAAGACACAGCAGCAGCACAGUGGAAUUGUUUACCAGAUCACUUGCGACAUGGGGAGAAAAAAGCGACGAGGGGGUCACGAUGUGAUUGCUGCUGGUGGCAGGUAUGACCGGAUGUUGGCGGAGUUUAGGCAGGUGUUGGAGAGGACGGGGCUGGCUAGCAAGGAGUUCAAGCAGCAUGGGGUGGGUAUUAGUGUCUCGUUGGAAAGGCUUGUUCAUGCUGUAGGGGAGAUAUCCCUGGACAACACUGAUGGUCAGCUGAUGGUCAGUAAAUUCGGGGGAAAUGUAUCUGUUGCUGUUUGCUGCAUCGAUGGCUCCAAUAGGCAGGUGGAGAUGGCUGCUGUACUCAGGGAACUCUGGGGACUCGGUCUCGGGGUGACUGCACUCGAUUUUACCACUGCUGAUGAGGUCAUCGAUUACUCCAGGGAGAACUCUAUCAGUCAUGUGGUUAUUCUAAAGGAUGGGGAGAAGGGCAGCCUCAGGGUGCAGACCUGGGAGAGAGACAGGUAUCAGGAGAGAAAAAUAUCGGUUAAUGACGUAGGGGAGUUCUUCCAGAGGCAGAGGAAUGACACAUCGUUGCCGGUGUUGAAUAGAUCUGAGAGCAGGAGUUAUUCAGAAAAUCCUCCGCUCAAUGUUAAUGUUAAUUUUGUAUUGUCUGAGAGAGAUAAACUGUCCGGAAGUGGCAGGAGGAGUUACAAAAAUUCAAUGCUCGCCCAGAUGACGUCCCACCUGCAGAGAAUUGCCAGUAAAGUUCAGAUACAGGUUUUUGGGGUUUUUCUGGAGAUGGGCGUCGUCAGGAGCAUUGGCGGACACCUGGAGGUCGACCAGGGGGAGCAAGACUUUGAGAGGAGUGUGCAAGUGAUUAUUGAAAAGCAUCCGCGAUAUAAGAAAUACAUUCAGCAGAUUUGCAAUGAAAUGUGGGAGACCAGGAACGAGAAGCAGCGGCCUACCCUGGUUAUCUACAGUCUCGUCGAUAAUCGAUACCUAUUUUUAAUUUAAAAUUUAUAUUGCUCUUUUGAGAUAUGAAAGGAAUCUUUAUAGCGAAUAAAAUAUCUAUGUUU